GAAUACUUCAGUCGACCUCUUUAUCUUCAUAUUGGUUCGUGAAACGGUAUUAUAUAACCAUGUAGCUCUGGAAUAAAAACGGAAUCAUUUAUUGGUAAAUAUUUCAUGCAGUUGUAAUCAAUAUUUAGUCCCUUUUGUAAGAACAAAUGAGAGGAAAGAAAAACAACACAGAAGAAAACAUGUUUAGUUUAGUUUUUUUGUUUUCAGACAAAAGAAAUGAUAAAUUUCCUAGAGAACACCAAACAUCUUCCGAACAAUAUAGUAAAAGACAUACUUAAAGUCUUGGAACCUGAAAAUGGAGUUCGUAAGGAUCUACAUAAAAGACAGACAUCCUCCUCUCUUCACGCUAUGUUUCAACAGUUGCUAACCAUGCAGGAAUCUAUUCUAGAACAACACUGCACUUCUAGUAAUGGUACCGUUUGUUCUUGGGGAAUUAAAGGACAACCUGGGGCAAAGGGAACAAAAGGACCACGGGGCUUAAGUGGCGUUAAAGGAAACCAAGGAAUACACGGAGCUAAGGGUUUGACUGGUCACCCUGGAUUGAUGGGAGAUCCAGGGUAUCAAGGACCGCUAGGUCCACCAGGCGAUAAAGGACAGAGAGGACCUCCGGGUCUUCGUGGAGAUCCUGGUAUGAAAGGAGAAAAAGGUUUGAAAGGGGAAAUUGGCGAUCCAGCCAUAAUUGGAUUAAAGGGAGAACCUGGAAGCCAGGGCUUAAGAGGACCAAAAGGGGAUAUAGGUCUAAUUGGACCACCAGGCCUGACCGGCGCAAAAGGGUUUAACGGUCAACUAGGAGAAAUAGGUCAAAAAGGAGACCAAGGACCAAAGGGCCCUGAUGGUAAAGUUUUAGAUCAGGACUGUGUUUGUAAAUUAAAACAGCAAAGUAGAAGUGAUCAGGGUAUCCAAGUAGGUAGCAAAAAUAUUGUUAUUGAUUGUAAAAACAGUACAGGAUUUUUUGGCUUGGUCACGUGGACGAAGGAUUCGAGUAGUUUACACCCACGUGUAAAAGUAUCGUCUGAUAAACAUCAAUUGACGAUACCAGAUGUUCUACCAAACGACCAGGGGAACUACACUUGUUUUAUAAAUGGAAGGAAAAUUGCAACAUAUGAAUUGAAGGUUAAAGGUAUUACGCAAUACAACUGUGAUUUUGAAGCAGGAGAUAUAUGUCUAUGGAAACAAGUUCCCAGUGACAAUUUUGAUUGGUUAUCUCAUAGAGCAGGAACAACGUCAACAGCCACAGGUCCAAGUUAUGAUCAUACUAUAGGUAACGUACGAGGUACAUAUUUGUAUAUUGAAACAUCAAGUCACACUCGUCACGAAUAUGCUGAUCUGGUAUCACCAAUAAUGACUGGAAACCAGGACAGAUGUUUAAGUCUCUGGUUUCACAUGUUUGGAUCAGAUAUUGACAAGCUCGAGAUUGGAAUAAUCCAGAAAAACCAAACACCAGCAAAUUACCUUGUGUUGCAAGUAUUAUCCGGUGAGCAGGGAUUUCAAUGGAAUAGAAUGAAUGUUACAUUAUCUUCUUCCUCUGAUUUUGAAGUAGUAAUAAGAGGUUACAAAGGAAAAGGUUACCAUGGAGAUAUAGCUAUUGAUGACAUCAUUGUCUACGAUGGGAAAUGUCAAAACUGAGAGGAAAUAAUAAUAAUAAGUGGAGUUUCCCAUGUAUAAAAAUAUCUACAAACCUAAUAAAUUAUUUGGUUAUAUGAAUA
Molecule: messenger RNA, 1706 nt
Organism: Mytilus californianus (California mussel)
Lineage: Eukaryota; Metazoa; Mollusca; Bivalvia; Mytilida; Mytilidae
Exons: 9
Coding region: 217-1626 (469 amino acids)
Cellular component (GO): membrane
Source: RefSeq, a predicted model, not a curated record